AUGUCAUACAGCAUUAUUUAUGUGACAUCACACCCCCAACUCCUAUAUAAGGAAUUGCUGUCCAAAAGUUUGGAUGUGGUGGAGAGUGAGGAUUGGAUUGCAGAUUUAGGAGAAACUUUUGGAAGUCAGCUUCCUUUAUACAAUUCUUACCCAGAGGAGAAGAAUUUUGCAUACAAGUGCAUUGGCAUCAUCAUGAGAAAAUCUACCAAGAAGGACUUUGUCAAUAAGCAUUUGGAUUUAAUGUUUAGCACAGUCAAGCACACAGAUCAAGUGGAAAGGGAGGGUGUUGCUAUAGCCAUGGGUUUCUGUGCUGCGUCCCAUCUGGACCCUGUCUUAGGAAAGCUGGACUCAGUGGCCAAAAACGACAUGGUCCAGAAAUCAGGGGGACUCUUCAAAUUCAUGAAAGACAAGUCGGAGGUGGAUAUAGAGCGUAUUAAGGCCACCCUGAUGCUGUGUUAUGGCUAUGUGGCUUUAUUCUCCCCUGUCAGCUUAAUCGUGUCCAGAAUGGAGGCCACAAUCUUACGCAGCAUCACGCCGCACUUUGUCAACGUUAAG
Saccostrea cuccullata (small rock oyster) is the source of this 555-nucleotide messenger RNA. Its product is annotated as maestro heat-like repeat-containing protein family member 1. The record is from RefSeq and is a predicted model, not a curated record. Gene Ontology annotation, cellular component: cytoplasm. The transcript has 5 exons. Lineage: Eukaryota; Metazoa; Mollusca; Bivalvia; Ostreida; Ostreidae. The annotation marks the transcript as partial.